Messenger RNA from Arachis stenosperma, 1616 nucleotides. Its product is annotated as origin of replication complex subunit 2. Gene Ontology annotation, cellular component: nuclear origin of replication recognition complex; nucleus. The record is from RefSeq and is a predicted model, not a curated record. NCBI's taxonomy places the organism in Eukaryota, Viridiplantae, Streptophyta, Magnoliopsida, Fabales, Fabaceae. Gene Ontology annotation, biological process: DNA replication. Gene Ontology annotation, molecular function: DNA replication origin binding. Bases 256 to 1353 code for a protein of 365 amino acids. The transcript has 7 exons.
UCCCUAGGGCACAAAUAGCACCUCUGAUUCUAAAGCACUUAUGUACCCGCCAAAUCUCGAGCCUGAGGAAGACCAAACUAACCCAACAGCAUUUCAUCUCCGGCCACCGACACCAUCCACCAAAUCGGCGGACCCGAUGGUUAGCGUUUCAUUCUACGUUCCAGAUUGCAAUUAACGAAGAAUAGACUAAUCAACAAGCCACAACAACUAUAAAAGUUUUCCCUUUGUUUGAUUUUUCGUGUCUUGAAUUCAACCAUGAACAUGGAUGAAAUUAUGGAUGAGGAAGAAGAGGAAUUCGAGUUCUCCAGAAAUUAUUUCCUUGCUAAGGAACACGGCAGCUCCUCUGCUAAGAAAUCCACUAACAAGCUCACUGACAUCAACCUUGUUGAUGAACAGGAACUGAGGGAAGCUUCAUUGCACAUUCAACCAAAGCAUGAAAAAGAGAUUGCAUGCUUAAUGGAUUCCUACAAAAACAUGUACCCUGAAUGGGUUCUUGCUUUAAGAUCUGGUUUUUCCCUUCUGAUGUAUGGAUUUGGAUCUAAGAAGGUGUUGCUUGAAGAUUUUGCUUCAACAGCUCUGACAGAAUAUUCUGUAGUUGUAAUAAACGGUUACCUUCAGACCAUUAACUUAAAACAGGUUUUGAUAACUCUAGCGGAAUUGCUGCAUGAUCAAGUGAAAGCUAAACGAAAGGCUUCCUCUCGGGACUUGCCCAAGAGCCAGCAGCCAUCCAAUUCUCAAUCCAUUGAAGAUCUUCUUACAUUUUUGGAUGAAGCUGAAAUAGAAGAGGAUGGUUAUGUUAUUUGUGUUAUAAUUCACAAUAUUGAUGGACCUGGAUUAAGGGACUUUGAAACUCAACAGUAUCUUGCUCGAUUAGCUGCAUGUACCCAUAUUUGCAUUGUUGCAUCAAUUGAUCAUGUGAAUGCGCCCUUAUAUUGGGACAAGAACAUGGCUCACACACAGUUCAACUGGUGCUGGUAUCAUGUUCCUACAUUCGCCCCUUAUAAGGUUGAAGGAAUGUUUUAUCCUCUGAUUCUGGCACACGGUGGUGCGAACCAAAGUGUCAAAACAGCUACCAUAGUUUUGCAAAGUUUGACACCAAAUGCGCAGAGUGUAUUCAAAGUUCUGGCUGAGCAUCAACUCUCUCACCCUGAAGAAGGAAUGCCAAUCAGUGAUCUCUACUCGGUUUGUCGAGAACGUUUCCUUGUUAGCAGCCAGGUUACAUUGAACUCUCAUUUGACUGAGUUUAAGGACCAUGAGCUUGUCAAGAUUAAGAGGGAUUCUGAUGGUCAAGAUUGCUUGCACAUCCCUUUGGCAGCAGAAGCACUUCAGAAAGUGCUGCUUGAGAUCAGUUAGUAAUGGGGAUUCGGGGAUUAUGAUUCAAAUUAGACUGAAUGGUGUAAGAGAACAGGUUUUGACCCUUUAAAGCGAGGUAAGUUGUAAAAUGAUAAAGUAUGAAGCAAUUACUGUUAGAUCAAUAACCUUUAUUGCGUGUGGAUCCUACUAAAAUGAUAUAGCUGAGCUUGGUUAAUCACUUAACUAUCCUCACUUGUGCAUUUGCAAAAUGUUGAUGACAAACAGGCAGUGUUUGUAAAAAUCAAUUUGGCCAAACACUUGGG